Molecule: messenger RNA, 525 nt
Organism: Pseudomassariella vexata
Lineage: Eukaryota; Fungi; Ascomycota; Sordariomycetes; Amphisphaeriales; Pseudomassariaceae
Exons: 1
Source: RefSeq, a predicted model, not a curated record
CAACCGUUUGGGACGAAAGCCAUGGAAAAGAGUUGGAGGACUUGGGAAGUCAAUGUCAAAGGCGCCUGUCUGGUCAUUCAAGCCCUUCUGCCUCUGUUGCUGAAAGUAACAGAGAAGACCAUCGUCAAUGUAAUGUCCGCUGACUCCCUCGCGUUGAUUUUGGGGGCAAGCUCGGAACCUCUAUCCAACUUGGCCGUUUUGCGCUUAUCUGAAAGUCUGGCGCUCGACUACGCACACAAGGGACUGGUGGCCUACUCGGUGCACCAAGGCCUGGAUCUGGCGAAGGGAGCACCAGAAGCUGUGACCGAUCAACCGGAGCUGACUAGCAACACUGUCGUGUAUUUGACCAGGAAAAGACGUGAGUGGUUAGCUAGGAGACAUAUCAGUUGUUCAUGGGAUAUGAGGGAGCUUAUAGCCCAGAAAGACGAGAUUGUUCGAAGCGAUCUUCCCAAGUUCAAUGUGUCUUUUAGCGUAGCGCUAGUAUAUCACAGAGCCAGAGGGCGGGUGCCUCGAAAUAGUUACUAG